Girardinichthys multiradiatus is the source of this 6249-nucleotide messenger RNA. RefSeq names its product leucine rich repeat containing 4.2 (gene lrrc4.2). Gene Ontology annotation, molecular function: protein binding. Gene Ontology annotation, cellular component: glutamatergic synapse; postsynaptic density membrane; plasma membrane. The coding region runs from base 2282 to 4276 and encodes 664 amino acids. Gene Ontology annotation, biological process: synaptic membrane adhesion; postsynaptic density protein 95 clustering; excitatory synapse assembly. NCBI's taxonomy places the organism in Eukaryota, Metazoa, Chordata, Actinopteri, Cyprinodontiformes, Goodeidae. The record is from RefSeq and is a predicted model, not a curated record. The transcript has 2 exons.
AUUUCAUUUGGUGAGUUUCUUCUCCUCUGUCUUUCUUUCACCUUUCCAGGAAAUAACAGUGUGCAAUAUCUUUCAUCUUUCUCCUCCCUGAAGAGAAGACUGCCCAGCAGACACAGAGAAGCAGAGUCAGCGUUUCAGCCCUAUAUGAUGUCACAGACUCCCUGACCUAACCCACCCAGCGAAACACACUCGCACAUAACAAAUUCUAAACCGCUGAAGAAUUAAGGAAAUCAAAUGCAUCUAACAACUCAGUUUUUUUUUUUUUCAUCUAGACAUACUCCUGCAUCAGGCACAUUCACUUUAAACUCUGACUUACAGUAGGUGAGAAAGAGCGUCAUCGCCACAGAGGAAAACUCUGUUUCACUGCUGAACUCAAGUUUGAGAAAAUCACAGAAAAUGUAAAGCAACUCUGCAGCUGGCAUUCAAAGUCUAACUUUUUUUUUCUGUAUGAUGCCUUGGAAUUUGGGGUUACAAUUUUAAAAAUUGGCUGUAGAGAGGGAGCUUCCAGACAGACAGCAAGUGAGAAUGGUGAGGGACCGGCAGGAAAGAGUUAGAGUGACGAAAGAAGGCAAGGGGGCAGAACAUGUGAGAAGCGGAGACAGAAAGAGAGAGCGAAAAAAAUAGGUGAAGAUAGUUACAGUGACGGGAGGGAAAGGGGGAGAUGGGGAGGUUGAAUGUGUUAAUACACAGGAACACUGCAUCAAACCAAUGCACUGCUCUGAGGCUGGCUGAGCAGCUGAGAGGAGUGCGUCAGCAGUACAUUCACGUUCCCACUGAAGGACAAAGGGAGGGGGCAGAGCAAGCAUCUUAGCUGCCUGCAACACCGACACACAUUGGGGUGGGGGGAGGUUGAAGGGUGGAAGAGGGAGAUUGGAGAAUAAACAAGAAGAAGAGAUGAGGAUAAGAAUGCUGCUCCUGCUGUUUCUGUGACGGUGGGCUGGAUGUGAGAGUGGCUUGCCAUUUCUCUCUUGAAAACUCUGCUUUGCGCACUCUAUCUUUCUUUUGCUCUUGAUCUAUCAGGGAUUCUUUCUCUCCUUUUCUUUUAAAGCUCCCUCAUGCCCUCUCUCUCUCUGCCACUCCGACUACUGCAGUAGUCCACCAGCCAGCCGCAACUCUGACAGCCACACACAUGGCUAACUGCCACAACUUACUCCCUCAGCCCUGGAGAAAGAAAUAACAAAAAUGCAGGCAAAGGGAUAUUGCAGGAGACAGUCCGGGAAACAAAACAAACAGCGGAGAAAAUAAUUCCCAACAUCUUUCCUUGUUUAAGGAUACAGAUACGGAACCCACUUUCACUGCUAUCCUCCAGCGUCAUCUUUUUCCUUCUCUCUUAUUGCAGAGGAGGACAAGAGUGCUCUCUCUCUCGCUUUCCCUCUCUCUUCCAUCAGCCUUUUGCAAAGCUCCAACAGUGCAGCGUAUCCCCCCUUUCACAAAGCGCCACCAUCUCUCCCACCACCUUCUACCCCCCUCCCCCCAGGAGGAAUAGACGGAUUACUGCUAACUGUGCACACGGCAGCUUGCAGCUGCUCUGACCAGGGCCAGCCCAACGUUAGGAGAAAGCAAGAGGAAAGCAAAGGAUGAGCGAAAACAGUGAUGACUGUGCCGGGAGUUCUUUGGUCUUUUUUUGUCUCCAAAUCUCUGUCACAACAGGGCUAAUCAGCGACCGACAAGCCCUUGGCAAAGUCAUAGUAAGGGAGGUCUCUCACCCAGACAGGCAACCAACCAACGAGCCAACACAUGCACCAAGAGCUGACAGAGAGGGGCAUUUUUUUCUUUAAUUUCAGUUAGUCCCAUCUUUUCUCCUCCUCUGUGGCAAUCAGCUACGUAAUGGAUCAUUGUGAUUUAUCCCCGGUGGAGCUGCAUUUUGGAAUCUGUAGUCUGGCAAGAGAAGAGUCGGUGGAGAAAGAAAGGAUCUAAGCACCUGCUAAGAUGUCAUGGCCUUACCUUUUGCUGUGAGUGUUUUCUAAGCUGCUUUUUAUUUUAAAUUUUAAAAAACCAUUUUAAUCCUCGGCUAAUAAAGAGUCACAUUACUUUUUCAAAAGAAAAGGACAAGAAAGCAUUUAUCUUCUAUCAUUUCAUGGAAAGGAUUUAUCAGUGAAUUUGACGCAUGGUUGUUCCUUUUAACUUUUUGGAAAAAAAGAGGACCUUUAAACUAAUGAGCAUCUUCCUGUACUGUCGAUGGAACUUGGGAGCCUUCAGCUGCCCCAGCCAGGCUAGGGUGGUCUGUCCUUCGGUGUGUCCCAUCUCCCCCCACCAUGCAGAAUAAUGAGCCCUCCACACCAUGAGUCCGUUGGCCCAGGUUAAUGUGCAGUCUACCUGGAACACAGCCCUGCUCGCCGUGCUUUCCCUCAUGGUGCCUGCUCUCAGUAUGUGCCAGUCGACAGGCCCUGAGUUGGGCUCAACAAUCUCACAGAACUGUCCAGGUGUGUGCUCCUGCACUAACCAGCUCAGCAAGGUGGUGUGCACCCGUAGAGGCCUGAUUAGGGUUCCUCCGAACAUCCCAGCCAACACCAGGUACCUGAACCUGAUGGAGAACAGUAUAGAGACCAUACAGGCAGAUACCUUCAGACAUUUGCAUCAUCUGGAGGUGUUGCAGUUGGGCAGAAAUGCAAUCAGGCAGAUUGAAGUGGGGGCUUUUAAUGGUUUGACCAGCCUCAAUACCCUGGAGUUGUUUGACAAUAGACUAACAGUCAUACCAAGUGGAGCUUUUGAGUAUCUUUCAAAACUGAGAGAACUGUGGCUCAGAAAUAAUCCAAUUGAGAGCAUUCCCUCUUAUGCCUUUAACCGAGUUCCCUCACUCAUGAGACUAGACCUGGGAGAGCUGAGGAAGUUGGAGUACAUCUCUGAAGGGGCUUUUGAGGGCCUUCAUAACCUCAAGUACCUGAAUUUAGGGAUGUGCAGUUUGAGGGAAUUUCCAAAUUUGUCACCUCUCUUAGGAUUGGAGGAGUUGGAGAUUUCUGCAAAUGUUUUUCCAGAGCUAAAGCCUGGGGCCUUUCAUGGGCUUAAGAAUUUACGUAAACUUUGGAUUAUGAACUCUGCCAUUACAAUCAUUGAGAGGAAUGCAUUUGAUGACAUCACUGCUUUGGUGGAGCUGAAUCUAGCCCAUAAUAAUUUAUCAUCCCUUCCCCAUAACCUAUUCACCCCUCUACAGUAUCUGGUGGAGCUACAUCUACACCACAACCCUUGGCGCUGUGAUUGUGAUGUAGUUUGGGUCUCCUGGUGGCUCAGAGAAAAUAUUCCUACAAAUUCCACCUGUUGUGGACGCUGCCACACUCCAGCCCAGAUGAGAGGAAAAUACUUAGUGGAAGUUGAUCAAACAACAUUUCAGUGUUCAGCACCAGUCAUACUCGAUGCUCCAAGAGACCUGAACAUUUCUGCAGCAAGGGUGGCAGAAAUGAAGUGUCGCACAGCAGCUAUGAGCUCUGUCCGAUGGCUUCUCCCCAAUGGGACUGUGUUAACCCAUGGCUCAGCUCACCCAAGGAUAUGUGUUCUCAAUGAUGGAACACUCAACUUUUCCAAUGUUCUCCCAUCAGACACGGGGGUGUACACUUGCAUGGUGAGCAACAUGGCAGGCAAUUCCAAUGCUUCUGCCUAUCUAAAUGUUAGCAAUGCCGAACUUAACACAUCAAACCUAUCCUAUUUUACCACUGUAACAGUGGAAGUGUUGGAACCCACAGUGGAGGAGACCCCCAAGCCCAAGCCAACUUUACCUGCCUCACCCUCUGUUUUUCAACCUGUCUUUAUCUCCACACCAACUGUGCUGUUUCAGAAUACCCAAACUCCAAGGCAGGUGUCAGUUCCCACAGCCAGAGUCCCUAGCGGGCCACCUGCCAGUCUGGAUGAGAUGAUGAAAACCACGAAAAUCAUCAUUGGCUGUUUUGUAGCUGUUACCUUACUAGCAGCCGCCAUGUUGAUAGCAUUCUAUAAAUUGCGUAAGAGGCAUCAGCAAAGGAGUACUGUGGCUGCAGCCAGGACCAUAGAAAUCAUACAAAUGGAAGAAGAGGUUCCACCUGUUCCACCACCUACAUCCGGAUCUAGUGGCUCUGACGACACAGGCUUGGUACUGCCAACGUUAGUGGAACACAACAGCAACACAUUUAAGCCUGGGUAUGUGUCUUCUUCAUCACGACAAGGGAGCUAUGGGGCCCAUUGGACCCAGAACAACUCUCUCCAUCGCUCAGUUAGACAGCAUCAUAGCCACAUCAGUGUCAUUGCUGAUCCCUAUGUCAUAAUGACCUCUAACAGCAAGGAGAAGGUUCAGGAGACCCAAAUCUGAAUUAUACUCCAUGUGAAUCUAUUUAUGACUCUGUCCAAACCUCUGCUCUCGAAUCUGCUCAUACGUCCAUGCAAUAUAAUGCACAAAGAAGAAAAUGUUAACUUUAUUUUGUACAGAAGUGCAAAACAGACUUUUUUCUUGUAUAUGCCUAUACAUACAUAUAUAAAUAUGAAAAAAAAAAAAAUAUAUAUAUAUAUGACUGAAACUACAGCCAAGCAGUGGUAAAAAAUGCAGAAUAUAUUAAGAAACAAAGUAAUUUGAAACUAUUUUCUAUCUGGUGACUUUUAUUUCAAAAGCAUAAAAGAAGUUGUUUUUCUGACUGAAAAUAGAGUGGCACUGUCUAAUGUAAGUAAAGAGGCAUUCUGUUUGUUUUCACCAUGUUUAGGGAAAAGUAAAUCUCAUCAUAAAGGCACCAGUUUCUGUUUUUACUGUGCCAAAUAUAAUAUGCAAUAGAAUAGAAUUCCCUAACUAAAGAACACAAAAAGACAUAUAAGUAAAUAUAGAAAUAGAUAUAAACAUUUGUCCAAUAGCAACAAAAUGGCACAGAUAGAUUGUGCUGUUCAGUAGCUAUCAGCCAAAUGCUUUUGGUCUGCAGUGAAUUCCUGCAGCUAAGGUUUAACCCUGUGUUUGCUGGCGUUAGGUUGUCCUUCUUUGACAGUGCCGGUGCCUUUUUUGUAGCGCAUCUAAACAUGUUUAUUUAAAGUGUACAUGAUUCCCCACUGGUUUAACUGGCAAAGGUGGCAUGCUGUCCAAUAACAACUGUUAUAAAAUAUUUAUUUUCUGUCAUUGGUUGCAUUUUGUAUUAUUUUCCCUUUAGGAACUUGAUAGCUUCUUAAUGGCUUGUGUAGUGUUUAGGGCUAAUUUAGUAAUGCAUUACAACAGUUGCCUGGCUCGUCUCUGCAAGGGCUCAUUCCAACGCUAUUUUUUUCAAAAGAACAAAUAUGUUUUGCAUUAAAAUGUGGUUUUGCUAAUGAUUCUAGUUUUGGGGGGAAAACAUGCAGAGGAUUGAAGUCAAGCAAACGAAUGUCUGAUACUGGAGCUUUUCUAUGGACUAAACUAAAAAAUAUAUUUUGUUUUAUUUUUACCUUUGAUUUUUAACAACACUAUUUUUAUGGAGCAACAAAGGAGGCAAUGCAAAUAAUAAAAAAACACCAUUUGGUUUGUAUUUCUCUAAUCUGAAAGAUUUUCAUCUAAUGUUUUUCCUUCUCUCAGUAUCUCUAUAUUUGUGUAAGUUUAGUCUUAAAGGCAGAAGGCAGUAAUGUAAAUGGUAUCUUACCCCACUCCCCUAUUGUACGGUCCUAUGCAUUUACUUAGUGUUUGCAUGAAUGGGUCUUUAAGUAAUUGGUGUACAAUGCUGCAUUAUACCCCACAGUGGGUCUCUAUGCAGGUCAGAUAGGCUGCUGGUCUUUGAUGCCUCAGCUUAGUUCUUAACAUUGAUUUCUCAGUGACUGAAGGGGAAGCAUACAUGUCUUUUACAUUCCUUUUCUUAUGUGCUCAUCCUCAGACCUAAUUAUGUUCUGGAUCUGAUAUUAAUUCAGUAAAGAAAAAUGUUUAUGUUGUGUUAUAUAUUAAUUACAGCACAAGGCAACCAAUUUGCAAUGUCACCUAAUAACAGAAAAGCUAUUUGUUUUCAAUUAUAUCCUUUUUUUAACAGAUGCUAUAUGUGUCAGUGUAUUUCUGAGCAAUGAUCUUGAUGUCAUGCAGCUACAAGGCCAGCUACCAUUACUGUGGCUUGUUUCUGUGAUAAUUUAAAUGCCUCUUCUAUGAUGUUAAACUGUUGCCAUUUCUACAGUCACUCAGCAGUUUUCCAUAUAUUGUAAUGAUUUGACACAUGCUAGUCAACAAUGUAGGUUACUGGUCAUUUGAAAGUUUUAUAUUUUAGUGCAAUUUUUCUAAUGCUGAAGGAACUUGAUAUAAGAGAUAAUUAAAAUAUGAUACCUGUGAUAAAAAUAAAGCAUUGUGAAUUGAUAGUA